Messenger RNA from Sphaerodactylus townsendi, 711 nucleotides. RefSeq names its product gamma-synuclein-like. Gene Ontology annotation, cellular component: cytoplasm; neuronal cell body; axon terminus. Gene Ontology annotation, biological process: chemical synaptic transmission; synapse organization; synaptic vesicle endocytosis. The transcript has 4 exons. Gene Ontology annotation, molecular function: cuprous ion binding. The record is from RefSeq and is a predicted model, not a curated record. NCBI's taxonomy places the organism in Eukaryota, Metazoa, Chordata, Lepidosauria, Squamata, Sphaerodactylidae. The coding region runs from base 1 to 303 and encodes 100 amino acids.
AUGUUAACAGAGUGUUUUUCUUCCACAGCUGACAAAACCAAAGAGGGGGUCGUACAUAGUGUUACUUCAGUGGCUGAAAAGACCAAAGAACAGGCCAAUUUGGUGGGCGAAUCUAUGGUGACCGGUGCCAACACGGUGGCAAAACAGACUGUAGAAGGCGCAGAGACGGUUGCAGCCAGCACUGGGGUUGUUCAAAGGGAGGAUUUUGAAUAUCCCGGGGACCCAUUUGCUGCUGCUGCAGAAGGCGACGCCCCAGUGGAAGCGACAGAAACCAGUGUCGAGGGUGAAAAUGAAGGAUAUUAACCCUCCUCGGGUCCUCUAGUAUGAAAAAUUGCGAAUCCCGGGAGUAAAUACAGAAAUGAUAGCAGGGAAAUCACCCCUCCCUAGACUAACUUCAUUCAGCUCUACAGUCUUUCACUUGCCUUGUAACAACACAGCCUAGAUGUCUGGCAGGCUCCUGGUCAUAUGCUAUAGGGUAACCGUGUGCCACGCGCCUUGUGUCUGCCUCGCCAUCCCCCGUUGUGGCUUUCUCCCUUGCCCAUCUUCAAGCCUACUGAACGUGCUGUUGGGUAGCUGCCGUUUAGGGCAGCUGCGGUUGGAAUUGCCGAGUAACGUCUUCUGUUUUUUUUAGCAUCAGAACUCAAGAUCCCUAGAUAUGUUGGACAUAUUUUUUUUUCUAAAGAGACAAAAUAAAACCACUUGUUUCAGCUA